AUGGUUGUUCUCGGUGAACUUGAACAGGGAUCUUCAUUAUCAACUCCUCAUGAUAGACGAUAUGAUGUGUUUCUGAGUUUUAGAGGUGUUGACACUCGUUAUAGUUUCGUCGAUCACCUCUACAACGCCCUUCUGGACGCCAACAUAACGACUUUUUUAGAUGAUGAUGAUGAUGAUGAGAUUGAAACUGGAGAAGAUCUGAAACCAGCAUUGGAGAGUGCGAUAGAGUCAUCGAGGGCUUCAAUAAUUGUCUUGUCCAAGAAUUACGCUACUUCUACAUGGUGUCUUGAUGAGCUGGCAUCGAUUCUGGAGCAACGUAGGACCUCAGAUCAUAUUGUUAUUCCAAUAUUCUAUCAUGUGAAGCCUGCUGAUGUGAGGAAGCAACAAGGUAGUUUCGGAGAUGCGAUGAGACAGCAUAAACACAAGAUGGAGGAGGAAAAAAAUGCAGAGAGAAAAAGUCAAUGGGCUAAGAAAAUAAAGAAGUGGGAAAAAGCACUUGCACAAGUUGCUGAUUUAACAGGGAUAGACGUUAAAGCCAGGAAGGAGACAGAGAUUAUCGAAAAAGUUAUAACCAACAUCCACCGAAGACUUGGUGCACCCUUAAGUAAUACUCUGCCACACCUCAUCGGGAUGAAAGAUCACAUUUACUUAAUUACAUCAUGGUUGACAGAUGGUUUGAGCAGUCAUACUGCCAAAAUUCUCACAGUUUUAGGGAUGGGUGGAAUUGGGAAGACAUCUUUGGCCAAGUAUGUCUUCCAUUUACACUCUCAUACAUUUGACAAGAGCAGCUUUAUUGAAGGUAUUAACAGAAGAUGUACGGAACAAUUCAAUGGAUUGCUUGAUGUACAAAAGCAACUUUACGGUGACAUUUCAAAAACAAGGUCAGUUCAAGUUCAUGAUGUUUCUGUAUACACCUCUAAGAUUGGGAAUGCACUCGCCCGUAAAAAGGUUCUUUUAGUUAUGGAUGAUAUUAAUAGCAUUGACCAGCUAGAUGCAUUACUUGGAAACAAAGACUUUCACCCGGGAAGCAAAAUAAUAAUAACAACCAGGGACGAAUCUUUGACAGAGAGGUGUAAACUAUUCAAAUCAAACGUUAAACCUAAUCAUAUUAAGUACUUUCUUAAAGGCUUAGAUGAAACUGCAUCACUAAAACUUCUGUGUGCUCAUGCAUUCAUGUGCAACUAUCCAAAGAUAGGAUAUGAAAAGGUCUCAAGAAAGAUUGUGAAAUACUGUGAUGGACAUCCGUUGGCUCUUGAAGUUUUGGGCAAGUCUCUACAUAAUCGAGAGGUGGGUUAUUGGGAAGACUGCAUUGAAGGAAUAAAGAAAGAACCUCAUUCGCAUAUUGAAAAGGCCUUGCAAAUGAGCUUUGACUCUUUAACAUCAAAAAAUGAUAAGGAAUUAUUUAAGCAUAUUGCUUGUUUUUUUGUUGGAAAAGAUCGAGAUCUCUGCGAAACAAUAUUACAAGCAUGUGAUUUUAACACAAUAUCCGGGAUCACGAAUCUUGUUGAAAAAUGCCUUCUUAGUAUUGGACGGAAUAACACAUUGACGAUGCAUCAAUUGCUUCAAGAGAUGGGAAGAGAUGUAGUACGUCAAGAAUCACCUGACAAGCCAUGGAAGCGUAGUCGAUUAUGGUGUAACGAGGAGUCAAUUAAAGUGUUAAAGAGGAAAAAGAAUAUGGAAAAUAUUCUAGGCCUCACCUUUGAUAUGAGAAUGCUUGAGAAAGAGAAGUUACGUUGUUCAUUUGAGCUGAAAACAGAUGUGUUGAGUAAGAUGGAUAACCUAAUGCUGCUACAACUCAAUUAUGUGCAAAUGUAUGGGUUUUAUGGCCAUUUUCCUGAAGAAAUAAGAUGGCUGUGUAUGCAUGGGUUCCCCCUAAAGUCUAUACCAUUAGAGCUGCCGAUGGAGAAUUUUGUUGUGCUCGACAUGUCAUAUAGCAAUAUAGAAUCAUUCGGCUUGUUUUAUGAUAACCUACAACAACAUGAGAGUAGACAAAAGUGGAAUGGAUCAUGCUUAAAAGAUAGAAGAUUACUUGGAUCGUUGAAAAUACUUAACUUGAGUUUCUGUGAACAGCUUCGUGGUGUCAGUAGCUUUUUUGAACUGCCUGCACUUGAGAGAUUGAUCGUUAGAAAUUGCAUAAAAUUGAUGGAGAUUAGUGAAACAAUUGAACAAUGUGUUGAACUUGUUUUCAUUGAUAUGAGCUACUGCCACAAUCUUGAAAAGCUUCCAACAUCUCUAGGAAAGCUAAAGAAGGUUAAGACACUAUUGCUAGAUGGUUGUAAUUUCCAGGAAUCUCGAAUUGAGGUUAUGGAUAAGGAUUCACCAGGAAUGCUCAAUGAAAAAGACAUGGACACACGCUUAAAAACCUCUUCCUCUGCUCUGGUGGAGUCUAUACCCAGAGAUUUGAAGUCCUGUGUGAUUUCUUUACCAUGCUCGUUGGUAAGAUUGUCGCUUAAAGGUAGUAAGUUGUCCAGUGAAUUCUUUCCCAGAGACUUCAGUAGCUUAUUAAUGUUGAAAAUUUUACAUUUAGACGAUAAUCCAAUUGUUUCAAUGCCAACAUGCGUGGGAAGCCUUCCUAGGCUUGAGACACUUACUAUGUAUGAUUGUAAACUGCUAACAACAAUUGAACAUCCUCCAUGCACACUAAGAGUUUUGUCACACAAUUCUUAUAGCAAUUCCCACCAUGGUUCUAAGAUUUUCCUACGGAAAAUUUUAUUCAAGCCAGAAAUGUCUCAACUUCAAUUAUUACUGGAUUUGGAACUUACAGCAGCUUCGUCGACUGAAGUUGGAGGCAUUAUAAAAAUCCAACAUAUAGCAGAUGUUGAGGAAAAUGUGUUAUGUAAUUUGGGAUGGAAUAAUUUAGAACUCGGUCAGAAAAGGUACGUGGGAGUAUAUGAAUUAUCGAGCGGAUCAGAAGGAUCUCAAAGCCAAAGCAAGAUGUAUUAUGAGUUUGGGAUAUUUAGCACUUUUUUCUGGGGAGAAGUGAUACCACAUUGGAUAACUCGUCGUGUAACAAGGACUGCAAUUUCAUUUUCCAUCCCAUCAUCUUCUAACGAGCUCAGAGGCUUGAAUUUCUGUUAUGUGCAAACAUCAAAAUCUUCAAUUGGAGCAUUUCAACUGCCUGGUAACAUGUUGUUUUAUUUGCCACUGAUCAAAAAUGAGAUGGAAGGUGGUGACCAGGUUACUAUUACUGUAACAGAGGACUAUGGACAAGUUACAAGGGUGUGUGGAGUGAGUUUUAUGUAUGAUGAUGGAAGCAUCAAAGAACAAGAUGCCUUAGGUUAUUACAAGUCAUGGAAUCACAUCAUUGGUGGAGAUCUCUCUGCUUUUCAAAAACAUAUGUCCCAUUUAGAGCUUUCUCCUCGAAAAAAAGGUGACAUACUUGGUCGAACUCCUAAAUAA
This is a messenger RNA of Erigeron canadensis, 3399 nucleotides long. RefSeq names its product disease resistance protein RPV1-like. NCBI's taxonomy places the organism in Eukaryota, Viridiplantae, Streptophyta, Magnoliopsida, Asterales, Asteraceae. The record is from RefSeq and is a predicted model, not a curated record. The transcript is spliced from 7 exons. Bases 1 to 3399 code for a protein of 1132 amino acids. Gene Ontology annotation, biological process: signal transduction; defense response. Gene Ontology annotation, molecular function: ADP binding.